ACUGUCUCCCCUCCCAUCUAUCUAUACCCCAUCCAUACAGACUAUAGUAUAUACUCCUCCCACCCAUCCAUAUUCCAUACAUUGAUUAAUCUAUACUCCUAUACUCCUAUACUCCUAUACUUCCAUACUUCACGCCCACCCACCCAGACAAACCCACCAACCAACGACAAUGACCAACACCACCCCACCCCCCCUCCGCCCCGGAAUCUACGUCCCAACCCUAGCCUUCUUCCACCCGGACACCGAAGACCUCGACCUCCCCACCACCACCACCCACGCCACCUCCCUUCUAAACGCCAACGUCCCCGGCCUCGUCGUGCAAGGCAGCAACGGCGAAGCCGUGCACCUGACCCCAUCCGAACGCAACGCCAUCACCCGCACCACCCGCGACGCCAUCACCGCCCACCCCUCCGCCCUCUCCACCCCACUGAUAGUCGGCUGCGGCGCCGCCUCCACCCGCGAAACCAUCCAACUGUGCCGCGAUGCCGCCGCCUCCGGCGGCGACUACGUGCUAAUCCUGCCGCCGGCGUACUACAAGUCCCUCCUCACGCGGGAGCACAUCCUCGCGCAUUUCCGGGCCGUCGCGGACGCCUCCCCGCUUCCGGUGCUGCUGUAUAAUUUCCCGGCGGCGGCCGGGGGCGUGGAUCUGUCGUCGGAUGAGAUUUUGAGUCUGGCCGAGCAUGGCAAUAUUGUCGGGGUGAAGUUGACGUGUGGGGAUACGGGGAAGUUGGCGAGGGUGGCGGCCGGGGUGCAGGGGAUGGAGAAGGGGGCGUGGGCGGGGGCUGGGGCUGGGGCUGGUGGGUUCAGGGUGUUUGGGGGCUCGGCGGAUUUCACCCUGCAGACGCUGGUGGCGGGUGGGGAUGGGGUGAUUGGCGGCGUGGCCAAUUUGAUUCCUAGGUUGUGUGUGCGGGUGAUGGAGUUGUAUGGGAAGGGCGAGGUGGAUGAGGCGAGGAGGUUGCAGGCCGUGGUGGCCAGGGCCGACUGGCAGGCUAUCAAGGGCGGGUUCGUCGCUGUCAAGGCUGCGCUGCAGGUUUUCCGGGGGUAUGGAGGGCCGCCGCGCAGGCCGUGUGUUGGGCCCGGGGUGGAGCAGGUUGCGGUGUUGAAGGAGGCGUUGGGGGAGGCGAUGGAGUUGGAGUGGGAUCUGGAGAGGGAUUGAUCUAUGUUUGGUUGGAUUUCAUGGCGAGGUUGGGGGCACUGCUUUAGUGGGAGGUUUUGGAGGUUGAGUUAGGGCUCGGUAUAUGGUAGCCGUCAAGAUCUGGUUGCUGAAUGUGAAUAUUUACUACUUCCAUAGCUAGAC
This is a messenger RNA of Aspergillus heteromorphus CBS 117.55, 1297 nucleotides long. RefSeq names its product dihydrodipicolinate synthase family protein. Bases 170 to 1156 code for a protein of 328 amino acids. The record is from RefSeq and is a predicted model, not a curated record. Gene Ontology annotation, molecular function: 4-hydroxy-tetrahydrodipicolinate synthase activity. The transcript has a single exon. NCBI's taxonomy places the organism in Eukaryota, Fungi, Ascomycota, Eurotiomycetes, Eurotiales, Aspergillaceae.